CGGCACUCAGUCUAGAAAACUUAAAGGACGUCACCUAAGAACAGGAAGAGAAAAGUUUUAUAAAGAGGAGGGCACACUAAGUAUGCCUAGAUCUAAAAUUCAAUUAAACAUACCUAAUCGGCAAGCAGUUCGUAUUGGUUCAAAGUGUAGUUUCAACAUUGAGUUUUACCGAAGCAUGCCCCAAAACAAUUUUGUGACGAAUGAUCAGAGUGAUACUUCUGGUAGGGAAAAGGCAGGCUCUAAAAAAAAACGCAGUUCCAUCAAAAACUAUCAAUGUGAACCCAGUGUCUGUGUUCCUGGUGAAUGUAACGCAAACACAUGUUUUAAACAAUUAAAGUAUAUACACAGUCAAGCCUCUACUGGUAGUUCAAAAGGAACAUCUCAGGGAAGCCAAGCUUCAACUAAGAAAAAGAAAUUACAAAUGGAGAACGCAUCUUUCUAUAAAAAUAAGGGUUCAUCAAUGCCAAAGUCGAAGAUGCCACUUCACAUACUAAAUCGGCAAGCAGUUCGAAUUGGAUCGAAGUGUAGUUUUAACGUUCAGUUUUACAGAAGCUUGCCCCAAAAUAGAUACAUGAUGAAUAGGCCUAACCAAUAUGAUAAUAGAAAAAGACGCGAGCCAAGAUUUCAAUGUGAGCCUGGUGCAUGUAUUCCUAGUAAAUGUAAUGCAAAUGACUGUUUCCAAAUAUUGAAAGCUAAACAAAAAUCUUCUGGUGUAGAUAGUUCUCUAACAGGUAGUAUAUCGCAAAGUAGCCAAGUAUCCACUGACACACGAAAAAAGAAACGAGCACUUAAAGCUGAGAAAAAUACUUUAUUAUACAAAGACAAGGGAUUGUCAAGCAUGCAAAGUCUUAAGAAAUCACUGCAGCCAACCAAUCGGCAAGCAGUUCGGAUUGGAUCGAAGUGUAGUUUUAACAUUCAGUUUUACAGAAGCUUGCCCCAAAAUGGAUACAUGAUGAAUAGGCCUAACCAAUAUGAUAAUAGAAAAAGACGCAAGCCAAGAUUUCAAUGUGAGCCUGGUGCAUGUAUUCCUAGUAAAUGUAAUGUAAAUGACUGUUUCCAAAUAUUGAAAGCUAAACAAAAAUCUUCUGGUGUAGAUAGUUCUCUAACAGGUAGUAUAUCGCAAAGUAGCCAAGCAUCCUCUGACACACGAAAAAAGAAACGAGCACUUAAAGCUGAGAAAAAUACUUUAUUAUACAAAGACAAGGGAAUGUCAAACAUGCAAAGUCUUAAGAAAUCACUGCAGCCAACCAAUCGGCAAGCAGUUCGGAUUGGAUCAAAGUGCAGUUUUAACGUUGCGUUUUACAGGAGUAUGCCGCACAACACCUUAGGGAUGAAUGAAUAUAAUCAGAGUAACAGUGGAAAAAUACACCAGCCAAGAUUGCAGUGUGAACCUGGCUCUACUCCUACGAGCAUCGUUACUGACACAUCAUAUGCUGGCAGUUCAAUUGGCAGCAACCCAGUUGCCACUCAGUCAAGCAAAUUAAAAGGACGAAAGCUGAGAGCAGGAAAAGAAAAUUUCUUUAAAGAAAACGGUACGUCGAGUAUUCCAAGGCAUAAGCAAAUGCUACAUUUUCCAAAUAAGCAAGCAGUACGCAUUGGUUCAAAUUGCAGCUUUAACAUUGAAUUUUACAAAGCCAUUCCUCAUAUGAGCCCUGGAAUGAAUGGACAAAGUUACGAACCGGUGGUAAAGUUACCGAAUAAUUUAUACACAGGUUCAAAUCAAAAACAAAUCAGGGGUCAGCAGUACAGUGAACGAUAUAACCAGGGUGAUAUACCUGUACAGUUCAAGGCAGCCACCGAAAGAAAACGCCGAACAUCAAACAUGUUGCAAUGUCACCCCGGGGUCUGUAUUCCUGGAAAAUGUGACUCCAUGGAAUGCUAUCAACGAAUAAGAGCUACAAACCAGUUCAAGGCAGCCACCGAAAGAAAACGCCGAACAUCAAACAUGUUGCAAUGUCACCCCGGGGUCUGUAUUCCUGGAAAAUGUGACUCCAUGGAAUGCUAUCAACGAAUAAGAGCUACAAACAUUGUCCCCGGUACGGAGGGCUCUUAUACUGAUAAUUCAUACGCUACAUCGCGAGGCAGCCAAUUCUUCACAAAAAAGCGUAAGAGCAAAAGACCACAGCUUAGUGCUGGUAAUGCAACUUUCUAUACAGACAGAGGUGCAUCAAGUAUGACAAAGUCACCAAUGCCUAAGUUAAAUCGCCAAGCGGUUCGUAUUGGGUCCAAGUGUAGUUUUAAAAUUGACUUUUAUAAAAACUUGCCCCCUGCACCCGGAAAGGACAUGCCUCAUUUCGAACCACAUGCAGAACAAAUUCAAAGUAGACAGUACCCGGAACAACUGUCAAGUACUGAAACUGAUGAAGGUCAGUCGGUCAGUGCGGUUGAUACGAGAAAAAAGGUCAAGACAAAAAAGAAAAAAACAGCACAGGACAAGACCAGGAAACCGGAUAAGACCAGGAAACCGGAUAAGACCAGGAAACCGGAUAAGACCAGGAAACCGGAUAAGGCCAGGAAACCGGAUAUGACCCAGAAACCGGAUAAGACCAGAAAACCGGAGAAGACCAGGAAACCGGAUAAGACUAGAAAACCGGAUAAGACCAGGAAACCGGAUAAGACCAGGAAACCGGAUAAGACCAGGAAACCGGAUAAGACCAGGAAACCGGAUAAGACCAGGAAACCGGACAAGGCCAGGAAACUGGACAAACACCAAUGGGAUGUAACUAAACAAAAGACAAAAAAGUCCUCACCACCACCAGCCACUGUAAAAAGGAAGGUGGUGAACAAUCUAGCGAUCAAGGUGAUUCAUCAAAAUCUUCAGAUUUUGAGGUGA
Cydia splendana is the source of this 2833-nucleotide messenger RNA. RefSeq lists its product as uncharacterized. Lineage: Eukaryota; Metazoa; Arthropoda; Insecta; Lepidoptera; Tortricidae. The record is from RefSeq and is a predicted model, not a curated record. The coding region runs from base 83 to 2833 and encodes 916 amino acids. The transcript is spliced from 3 exons.